This is a messenger RNA of Saccostrea cuccullata (small rock oyster), 6270 nucleotides long. Its product is annotated as proteoglycan 4-like. The record is from RefSeq and is a predicted model, not a curated record. Gene Ontology annotation, biological process: regulation of chromosome segregation; regulation of mitotic nuclear division. Gene Ontology annotation, cellular component: chromosome; nucleus. Gene Ontology annotation, molecular function: protein binding. Lineage: Eukaryota; Metazoa; Mollusca; Bivalvia; Ostreida; Ostreidae.
AUGAAACAAAAUGUUUUCUGGUCCAGUGAAUGUGACAUAAGAAUACAGCUGCCAAAUGUAUCAAGGGAACACUGUCGAGUGACUGUGGAAAAUGGUGCGGUAUAUCUAACUAAUCUGAGUGACUCAAAUCCCGUGUCACUUAAUGGAAAAGUUCUGGAUGGAAAGAAGAAACUCUCCAACAAAGAUGUCUUCACAAUCAUAGACAGAUCAUUUAGGCUCGAACUUCCUGAGAACAUGCGCAGUGCAUCUCCGAAGAAGACCCCUGUCAAAUCUCCACACAAGAUGAAGGCAGACUCGAAAAUCCUUACCCCUAAGGUAAAACCACCAAUUGGAACACCUCAGAAGCCUAAUACUCCUUCUGCCAAAAGCCCUAACAGGCGUACUUCAUUAGCUGCACCCAAGUCUCCAAGCUCAAAUACCGCUGCCACUCCAAAUGCAAAAGGAAGAUCUCCUUCACCAAAGAAAACACCAGCGUCGAAUUUAAAGUCAGCGGUACUUUCAGAAACGCCAGCAAAAUCUCCAGUAAAGAAGGUGGCAACCCCAAAAUCUCAGCCCAGGUCAAGAAGUUCUUCACCAAAGGCAAAGGUAACCCCUGCUAAAACUCCAAAAUCAGGUAGAAAAUCGAGGAGUGCUUCACCGAAAACCAAGACACCAAACAGGUCACCCAAAGCCAAGACCCCAGUGACAUCCACAACGCCAGCUAAAGCUACUGAGGAAUCCAAGACAACACCUAAAACAGGGAAAAAAUCAAGGAGUAUAUCACCAAGAGCUGAUACACCUGUAGUGGCAAAUCCAGCAGAACCUGCAGAGAUUCAGUCAACCCCUAAACCAGGCAGGAAAUCUAGAAGCACCUCUCCUAAGUCCAAAACACCAAAAAGUGCAACUCCGAAAACAAAGUCUCCUGGGGCCAAGUCACCUGCAAGAAGUGCAUCUCCUAAGGCUAAAACCCCUAAAGCCAAGUCGCCUGCAAGAAGUGCAUCUCCUAAAGGCUAAAACCUAAGGAAAGUUGCAACUCCUAAAGCAAGUUCACCAAAGGCUAAGUCACCUGCAAGAAGUGCAUCUCCUAAGGCCAAAACCCCCAAAGUUGCAACUCCUAAAGCCAAGUCACCUGCAAGAAGUGCAUCUCCUAAGGCCAAAACACCUAAAGUUGCAACUCCUAAAGCAAGGUCUCCAAAGGGCAGGUCACCUGGAAGGAGUGCUUCUCCCAAGGCAGAAAUCUCUGGAACUGUAUCUCCAAAGGUACAGACACCUGUAGCUUCAACUCCUGUCAAAGAGGCUAACGUAAUUGCAACCCCUAAGUCUGGUAGGAAAUCAAGAAGUGUAUCACCUAAAGGCAAGACUCCUAAGGCUUCACCAAAAGCCAAGACACCUGCAAAGUCUACCACUCCUGUUGUCGGGGAACCAAAACAAACUCCAAAAUCAGGUAGAAAAUCAAGGAGUGUAUCACCUAAAGCCAAGACCCCCAAGGCAUCUCCUAAGACUCCUGUAAUAUCUACUACUCCAGUGGUAACUUCUGAAGAAGCUUUGUCCACACCCAAGUCAGGUAGAAAGUCCGGAAGUGUUUCUCCAAAGUCAACAACACCUGCUGCCACUCCAAAAUCUGCACAGAAGGCCAGAUCACCUAAAUCCAGGAGCCCCUCCCCAAAGGCAAAGACACUGGCUAAAUCACCGGCUACUACUCCUAAAGCUACUAGUCCUGGGAGGAAAACGAGAACUCCCUCCCCAAAAGCUGCUGCAUCAGUAAACACCACUCUGGAGUCUCCAAGCACCAGCGGAUGGACACCAGUUGUGAACAAAAAGAAAAUGGAAAGAAGAGUAAUUUUUGGUGAAAGUUUCAUUUUAGCUACAUUGCCUAAAACACCUGUAAGUUCUGGAAAGAAAAGAAAGUCUACAGAAACUUUGGAGUCCAAGUCUAAACGAUCAAGAGUGUCCUUCGGACCCAAACUGAGUCCUGAGCAUUUCUUGAAGACUCUUCCUCCAUCAACACCUGUAAGAAAAGGGGCAACACCCAAACGGCAGACAGCCAGCACAGAGUCACUGAAACCACUGCUGAAAAGGAAAUCUAUUGCUACUGCCAAAAAGUCACCUAUUAAAGAGGAAAGUCCACAUAAAUCUCCCAGGGCUAGAGGCCGUUCUCCUGGAAGAUCCUUGGAUGAAUCCAUGGGACUGGAUAAUUUGUUUCAGUCACCAAGUGUGGUUGCAAGUACCCCAGCUGCUGGUAGCAAUAAAAGGAGGAGAUCAGCUGUCAGCUCUCAGUCAAAGAAGAAAAUGGAGGGUGACAGAAGAGCAAGUACAGGAAGUCUUGCAGGUGUUAAGAGACUACUAAAGACCCCUAAAAGACUGGCAGACACCAGCUAUACUGGCAUUUCUGACAUGAUGGAAACUCCAAAAUCUGCUUCAGGAAAGAAGACUACUCCAAAGGUCAAAUCUGCCAAGACUCCUGCAGAGACAAGUUACACUGGCAUUGCUGAAAUGAUAGCUACUCCUAAACAAAAGGUGGCCUCCGCAAAGAAGAAGACACCCAGGAUAAUUGUUGCUUCCCCAGCUGUACAGAAAAUUGAUGCUCCUAUGGCUGAUCUGAGGAAAGCAGUUGCCAUCCGAGCCAUUCAUGGCAAGGGAGCGACCCCAAAAUUGCCUAAGAUGGCACCUAAAAGCUGGGCAGAUGUAGUGAAGAAAGGUGUGCCCAAAAAAGUGGUUCCCCCACAAGCCAAGAGAGUUAUGCAUUUGAAGAGAAUAGCAAAGAAGAGUGCCAAGAAGAAUACAAGGAAGUCCAUUGCCAAGACACCCAGAACCAAGGCAAGGGCCACUGCACCAACAACUGGACAUGCAGAUUCACCAAUGACUAUUGUCAUAGGCAAGAAGAGAGUCAAAACUCCUACUGCUCUACCUAAGAAAGGAAGAAAAUCAGUUGGAAAGUCAAAGGCAAUAAAGAACAAGGCAGUAAGCCCAUCAGGAGUCCAAGAAUUGUUUGCCACGCCCAAAGGGAAAUCCCCAACAGGCACUCCACUGAGUACAGGAACCCCCCACUCUCUAUUCUCUGACCUGCCAGACACUCCCGUUGGACCUGGAGAAAUGGCCGUGUCACCUCUGUCAAACAGCGUUGCUGCAGCAAGUCCUCGUCUGGGUGGCAUGAAGAGGCUCUUUGCUCAGCCUAAAAAUGUACAGUCACCUAAAAGUCCACUGGGAAUCAAGGAUUUGAUGAAGACUCCUGGAUCUUCAAGACCUUCAUCAGCCAAGAAGAGUCCUAAAGUUUCAUCAACCAAGAAAGCAAAGAGUCCAAAAGCCUCAUCGGUGAAAAAAUUGAAGAGUCCAAAGUCCACAAAAUCGAAAUCCCCGGCAACUAGGAGAGGGACAAAGAGGGGAGCCAAGGUUUUAGCUACCCCACCACAGCCCACAAAGAAGAUUCGUGUGGAGGCCACCCCAGAGGAAAAAUCUGUUGGUACAGAAGUAAUAGCUGCUGUAGCCACCCCUGCCUCCCCAGCUCCUGCUAAAUCCCCUGUAGCUAGAAGAGGAGAAUGGAGAAAAACUGAUCCAAUUUUUAUACAUAUUACAGAGGCAGAACAGCAAAGAAGACUCCUGCCAAAAAAAGCAACCCCAGUCAAGCAGAGGAAAGAUGCCCUGAAAAGGAGAGGAAGACAGACCCAGGCGACUGUUCCUGUGUCUCCAGCAACAGUGCAGACAUCUCCCAAGCCUGUGGCUAUUGUGGCACCAAUGAGUGCUAAGAAAAAAGUUGAGGAAGAGGUGGUGAAACCAGUCAAGAAUGGAAAGGAUAAAGAGCCUGUGGUUAGCAUCACACCAAUGAAGAAGGCUGUGGAGAAGGAGCAGAAACGUGCAACAAAGGCUUCUGCGAAGAAAGCAGCAACACCUGUCAAGGAAUCUCCCAAACCUACACCUAAAAAGCGUGCUACAAGAGGAAAGGCAGCUAAAGUAGCCACUGAAGAGGAGAGUACGCCUGUUAAAGUUAGUCCAGUCAAAGGUAGAGCCACUAGGAGGAAAGCUGCAGCAAAACCCACACCAAAGAAGGCAGCUUCUCCUGCUAAACCAGUUGCACAGAAAAGAGGUAGAGAAGUAGCUAAAGAGGAUGAGGUUGAAGCCGUUGCAAAAUGUCAGAAAAUGGAGGAACCUGCUUCCCCUGUCAAGGAAAGUCCAGUGAAGGGACGAGCAACUAGAGGAAAGAAAACAGCAACUGCUAAAAAAGUUACACCUAAAAAGGCAGUCAAGGCAGCCUCGCCUGCCAAACCAGCAACACCAGCAGUUAGUACUAAAAAGAGGACAGUUCGGGGAAAGAAAGCUGCAGAAGCAGAGACACAAGAAGUAAUAGCAGCAACUCCUGCAGUUAGUCCUAAAGCUACCAGAAGAGGUGGAAGGGCAGCCACUGCAAAGAAAGCAACUCCUCAAAAAGCUGCAGCAGUAAAAACUUCAGGGAAAGAGAAAGUUGCCACACCAGCAGUUAGUCCAAAGACAACCAGAAGAGGUGGAAGAGGGAAGAAAGCAACUCAAAAAGCAGCACCAGUGAAAUCUGCCGUGGAAGAGAAAGUUGCCACACCAGCAGUUACUCCCAAGACUACCAGAAGAGGUGGAAGAAAAGCUGUUGCAAAGAAAGCAACUCCCCAGAAAGUAGCACAAGUGAAAACUGCAGUAGAAGAGAAAGCUACAACCCCAGUAGCAAGUCCCAAAAUGAGCAGAGCAACCAAGCGUAAAGCAGAGAAAGAAGCUACCCCAAAGAAGGAAGCACCAGUUGCAGUGAGUCCAGUGAAAAGAGCUACAAGAGGUAAAGCUGCUAAAGCAACACCCAAGAAAACUGCAACUCCUGCUGCUUCUCGUAAAAGAGCUACUAAGGGAAAAGCAUCAGAGGGCCCAAGUUCACCCAAACAGCAGAAAACAACUGAAGAGCCUGUUGUUGUCAGUCCUGUAAAAGCAAGGAGAGGGAGAGGAAAGGCUGUUGUUACAAAAGCAGCAACUCCAAAGAAGGCCAUCAAGAGCAAAGCUCCAUCUCCAGUUAAAGAUGCACCUGCAGAAGUAACACCAGAAAGCCCAGUCACAAAAACUACGCGAGGCAAGAAAGCUGCAGCCCCAAAACAAAGUAAAGUUGCUACACCAGUGAAAGAAGCCAGUCCUGUAAAAUCAAGAGCAACCAGAGGCAAGGCAGCAGGGAAGCCUGCCAAAGCAACACCUAAAAAAGCAACAAAAAGCAAAGCAGCUGCACCUGAGAAAUCAGUUCCCACUCCCAAGGUUUCCCCAAAGAAAACUAGAGGCAAAGCUGCAGCAAAAUCACCAACUCCAGCUAAAAGGACGACACGGUUACGAAGGAAGUGAAGUGUGAAUUCUGAUAUUUUUUGACUGCCAAUUCUUCGUGUAAAAAAUGUAUUUUAUGUAUUUAUUGUAAAAGUUUUAUAAAUGGCAAUCUCAUCAAAUGCCGGAGAUAUUUAUAUAAAUAUUUACUGGUGUAAGUAACAAAAUUUUUAAGAAUGGGCAAUUUUUUUUUUAAUUCAGGCAGCAGCCACAAUUGUGUUCAUUAGAGUAUUUUUUUUAAGCAUUGGAUGUACAUUCUUAUCCAGUUUGAACCUGAAUAAUUUGGAAACAAUCUUGAAGAUGAAAAUGUCCAUUUUACUUUUCAGUGGCAAAUAAGAUUGUAUAUUUAUUCUGUGUAUAUUGUGAGAGAGUAGUCAGUUUGCAUGAAAAUUCAGGUAAUUUUAGAAUUGUAUAGAUAUUUAUGUAUAGUCAUCUCAAAACUUUCUUUCUCUCUCUUUUUCAGUCACUUUUUCAUGUACCUGUAUUGUGUUCAAGAAACAUUACAUAUUUUUAUGCUGAUCAUUUUAUUAAUCCUUCAUUUUAUAAUCUGCUUGUUAUGGUAGUUUUGAUUUAUAGUGUUGUAACCAUAAUUUUAUCAUCUGAUAUUUUUAGUAGUGCAGAUCAUUUCAUCAUUGUGUAUGUUAUCUUUUGUCCUUGUGCAUUGAUAUUAGUAUUUAUGUAGCCAAAAAUAGUAGAAUACAGAGAAAAUACACCAGCAAAGCUGGGAAUAGAUUAAGUAUAUCAUUCAUUAGGAUGUUGUCUCGCAUCCAUUUUUUAUGGUGCCAACAAUGUACAACCAAGUUUGCAUUUAAUCAGUUUUGACUAAAGUUCAAUUAUAAGAUUUGACAAUGAUUUUUAUCAUCUCGUAUCUUCAAAUAUUACAAAUUUUACAUUAAAAAAAAAAGGGAUUAAUACCACUUGCAAUUCUCUGUAGAUGGGUUUCACCUUUUGGAUGAAAGAAUAAAAUAUGGAAAUAAU